GUGACAGCGUCGCAAAGGCUAUACCGAUGAAAAGGAAUUGUCGUCUGCAAUACCUCACAAAAAUGGAAGGAAAGAGUUUAAACACGUUAGCUGCUUCUGAAUCAAAAAUAAAAUAUGAAGCUCCCAGUCCCAACACGUGUGACUUUAAAAAUACGUUUUUAACCAAAGGUUGCAAAAUUAAGAUUGUGUGCAUGAAAAAUUGAAAAGUUUUUCUUGGCUUUGUGGCAAAUAUGGCAUAGCCCAUGAGAACGAAGACAUGCCUUAUCUUCAUUUGAACCUCGAAGUGGACAAUGAAAUGAGAGGGAAAGAUUUGAAACCAGAAAUCAAUAAGAUAUUUGAUGGCAAUGCUUCAGAAUACAUUGAAUUACGUUUUGUCGACCCAUCAGACGAAAUAAUAAUUCGACCACUAUCCAACAUGGUUCACUCAAAGCGCGAUGAUGAGCCUAAUGAAGAAUCCCGUGGCACGUUGACUCUGUUCAGCUGUAAAGAUGGCAAACAAUACGCGUUGACUUGUCUUCAUGUUGGAUAUGGAAAAGUUCCGAAAGGUGCCGAUCAGUUCCUUUACAUUCGAGACAAAAUUGAAAAUGAUAAAUUGGCAUUUGAGAAAUUUCUACUAAAAAACAAGUACUCUUAUACUCAUGAAAACAGCAUAAAAAUGCCUCUUGGCGAGCUAUUUCGUUACUCAUUUGAUCUUGAAACCGACAUCGUGGCAAUCUUAAUUGAUGACAAAGAAAAUGAAUUUACUGCGGCUGAAAUAGAGAUGCCGAGUUCUUUCGAUGCUGUGUUUGAUAAUUUGUUAUCGAAGGAAAAUGAAAAAGUUUAUAAAGUUGGUGACGAGUCGGGCUUGAACGAAAUUGCUGACCUCAGUUGUAGCGUUUUUGACAACAACAAGAAAAAAGUGUUUCGUGAUGCAGUGGCAGUAAAGAGUGAUAACGAGUUCCUCCGGCCUGGAGAGUCUAGUUGCCUAGUGUAUUAUUAUGAUGAGAACAACAAAAAGAUACCAUUUGCGUAUGGAGUUGCUGCAGUGACCGAGAAGAAAAACGAGACGUAUUAUGUUUGCAUGAAAUUAAAAGAUGGUUUACAAAAUUUGAGACUUCUCGAAAAUGUCUCCUUCAAAGACUUUUCACGUGAUACUAAAUGAUUACUCUUUGUGAUGAAGAACAUAUAUAUGCAUCAUUUAAAACCUAUGUACUCAUUUAACUUAUGUUCAUUUAUAUUUACAGGCAUUAA
This is a messenger RNA of Xenia sp. Carnegie-2017, 1230 nucleotides long. RefSeq lists its product as uncharacterized. Bases 257 to 1141 code for a protein of 294 amino acids. NCBI's taxonomy places the organism in Eukaryota, Metazoa, Cnidaria, Anthozoa, Malacalcyonacea, Xeniidae. The record is from RefSeq and is a predicted model, not a curated record. The transcript is spliced from 4 exons.